Dentiscutata heterogama is the source of this 477-nucleotide messenger RNA. The record is from the annotation of a GenBank genome assembly. Lineage: Eukaryota; Fungi; Glomeromycota; Glomeromycetes; Diversisporales; Gigasporaceae.
CGAAUUGACCCAAAUGAACCAAGGCUAUCUUGAAAUUCUUUCUGGUACUCAAGAAUAUGAACAACGUGAUACCACUGUAAUGCGCAUACGAGGCAUUACUGAGUGGAAAGGAACCAUGGUUCAUGGUGCGAUUAACCUUGACAAAGAAUUCAACUAUCGCCAGGCUAUGAAACUCUUCGCAGACCCUUCUAAACUUCAUAACGAUCGAUUCCUUGUUUGCUACAUUCAUUUAAAUGUUUACGGCCAACGCGCCCUUCGAACUCGUGAACUUUGCGAGGAAAUAAUUCGUGAUCUUGAAUUAGCCGCUGAAAGAUCUCCCAAAAUAAUCAUAGAUUUCUGUGAAAUUGAUGAAAUUAGUCAAGCUUUCCGCGGUUUCCUAAAACAAUUUGUAUUGAAGAAUUCGAAAAUACAAAUUUUGAUUAUGGUUCCUCCAACUGCAGAUGAAGAACUUAAAGAAGAUUUACAAGAAUUGAUCGA